Molecule: messenger RNA, 5553 nt
Organism: Pan troglodytes (chimpanzee)
Lineage: Eukaryota; Metazoa; Chordata; Mammalia; Primates; Hominidae
Product: 26S proteasome non-ATPase regulatory subunit 7-like
Exons: 1
Coding region: 2127-2846 (239 amino acids)
Biological process (GO): proteasome-mediated ubiquitin-dependent protein catabolic process
Cellular component (GO): proteasome complex
Molecular function (GO): protein binding; metallopeptidase activity
Source: RefSeq, a predicted model, not a curated record
ACUCCAUAGUAAACAUUUCUAGAAUUAUAGCAUCAGGAAAUAGCCUGCAUGAUUGCAGAAUCUGUCAUCAGCACCCUCAGGAUAGAGAGCAUCACCUUCUGGUGCACCCUGCAAACCUCACAGCCAUCUCCCCAAACCUCCUAAUUGGCCAUAGUGUUCCUUUGGUACCUAGGCCCCUACUUAUAAAACAGCUCUCUCCCACACUUAACAGAUUGACCUGACUCCUCUCCAACCACCCUCCUACCCCCUACUAUUACCUGGACCUAGGAUGUUGGGUAUCUACAGCUCCAGUGUACUAAUGAUACUAUCUUUUGCACAAAUUGUUGUGACAAUGACACAGAGACAGAAAUUCCCCACAAUGCUCUGACCCAACCCUAGUAGCCAAAUUCCCAAGGCCAUGGGAGGGCAAAUGGGAUCCCACUGGUAAACAAGGAGACUAUACAUGGUGCCUCCUCCAGGACCAAUAUAUGCAAGGGAGAAACGACUGCUUAAUUUGGGAAGAUGGAGGUACCACCCUCUGGUGGAAAACGAGGGCUACUCAAUCACCCCCAUUGGAACCUGGAAAAGGUAUCUCUAUAGACCCAGUUUGGCAAUAAAAAAUGGACGGCAUAACUUGCAAGGAUUCAAUUUGUGACCCAUCUGGGCUCACCUUUAGGGGAAGAAAUCCUACCCCAUACCCACUCCCAACCCUGUAGGGAACCAUUUAUUCUUCUAGGAAUAGCUUUCCAUUUUGCUUAUCAAAAACUUGAAACACCAGUGAAUGUAUUUUGGCCACCAUUAUCCCUUCAGGGGGUAUCCAUUCAUAACCCCAUAAAACCUAGAAAAACAAGAAGUAAAAGAGCAAUAGGAUUAAUUUUUACAGGAAUUGGGGCAGCAAUAGGGGUGGUGGCCCCUUGGCAGGGACGUUGCAUACCACAAGUCAAUGCUAAGAAACAUAACUCAGGCCCUAGAAUCUCUGGCCACCAACACUAGUCAGACAUUAAGAAAAAUUCAGGAAUCUCUGGACUCUUUGGCAAUUGUAGCCCUGACAACAGACUAGUCUUGGAUUGUUUACUGACUGAAAAAGGUAGAGUCUGCACUGUUAUCAAUAAGACCGGCUGCACAUAUAUUAACAACUCUGGACAGGCUGAGGUUAACAUUCAAAAGUUCUAAGAGCAAGCCACCUGGUUACAUAUAUAUAACCAGGGAACUGACCCCAACUAUAUCUGGUUGACCAUAAAAAACACCCUCCUGGCCAGGCACAGUGGCUCACGCCUGUAAUACCAGUACUUUGGGAGGCUAAAGUGGGAGGAUCACUUGAGCUCAGGAGUCAAGACCAGCCCGGGCAACAUAGUGAGACUGUGUCUCUAUAAAAACAUUUAAAAAUCAGCUGGGUGUUGCUGGCAAACACAUGUGGUCCCAGCUACUCAGGAGGUAAGGCAGGAGGAUCACUUGAGCCUGGGAGGUUGAAGCUGCAGUGGGCCAUGAUCACACCACUGCACUCCAGCCUGGGUGACAGAGCGAGAUCCUGUCUCAAAAAACCCAAAAAAUAACAACAAAAAAACACCCUCCCAAGUCUCACCUGGUUUCUACUCUUUUUAGGACCUCUAGCGGCUAUCUUGUAACUAUGAAUCUUUGGCCCUGCCUCUUUUAGCCUCCUUGUAGUGUGUGUCUUCUAGAUUGCAACAAUUUCCAUGUGAAGAUAAUGCUAGCACAUGGCUUCCAACACAUCCUUGUUCUGACCCCUUAGAUGAGGCAUCAAGAGAUUUUUACUCCUCCAGUGCUAGGCAGGGCCAAUGCCCAUAAAAUCAACAGGAAGCAGUCACAGAAGACGGACUUCCACCCUUCUAAAACCCUGUAAGAUUGAAGGGGAGUAUAUAAUCUCUGUGGGGGGAGUGAGGUAGGAGAGAAGCAGGAUUUGUUUUCCAAGCACUGGCCAGAGAGCCUGCUGAACAAAACAAGAACAAAACCCUGAUCAAAACAGGAUGCAGCAAAGAAAGCAGCCAAAACCAGUUACAACCAAGAUGGCAACAAAAGUGACAUUCGGUUGCUCUCACUGCUUAUUAUACACUAAUUAUAAUGAAUUUGCAUGCUAAAAGAAACUCCAGUGGGUCACAGGGAGCCAGGCCUGGUGGCCAGAGUGUAUCAUGAGGCUGGACCUGGUGGUGCAGAAGGUGGUGGUCCACCCCCAGGUACUGCUCAAUGUGGUGGAUCAUUUCAACAGAAUCAGCAAGGUUGGAAACCAGAAAUGCACUCUUCAUGUGCUUUUGCGGUCAUGGCAAAUGAAAGUACUUGAUGUAUCCAGCAGUUUUACAGUCCCUUUUAAUGAAGAUGACAAAGAUAAUUGUUUUUUAGCCCACGAUUAUUUGAAAAACACAUACAGAAUGUUUAAGAGGGUGAAUGCCAGGGAAAGAAUAGUUGAGUGGUACCACAUAGGCCCUAAACUACACAAGAAUGACACUGCCUUCGAUGAAAUCAUGAAAAGAUACUGCCGUAACUCAGUAUUGGUCACUAGUGACAUGAAGCCAAAGGACUUAGGGCUGCCCACAGAAGCAUAUAUUUCAGUAGAAGUCUAUGAAGAUGGAACUUCAGCCUUGAAAACAUUUGAGCAUGUGACCAGUGAAACUGGAGCAGAGGAAGCUAAGGAAAUUGGAGUUAAACACUUGUUACAAGACAUCAAAGACACUACAGUGGGCACUCUUUCCCAGUGUAUCACAAACCAGGUCCUGGAUUUGAAGGGACUGAACUCCAAGCUUCUGGGUACCAGAAGCUACCUGGAAAAAGUUGCCACAGGCAAACUGUCCACCAACCACCGAUUCAUCUAUCAGCUGCAGGUCUUCAAGCUGCUGCCAGUCAUUAGCCUAUAGGAGUUUGUCAAGGCCUUUUACCUGAAGACCAAUAACCAAAUGGUAGCAGUGUACUUGGCCUCGCCGAUCCAUUCUGUGAUCACCCUACACAACCUCAUCAACAAGACUGCCAACUGGGAUGCAGAGAAGAAAGACAGGAAAAAGAAACUGGCCAGGCGCGGUGGUUCACGCCUGUAAUCUCAGCACUUUGGGAGGCCGAGGCGGGCGGAUCACAAGGUCAGGAGAUCGAGACCAGCCUGUCUAACACAGUGAAACCCCGUCUCUACUAAAAAUACAAAAAAAUUAGCCGGGUGUGGUGGCGGGCACCUGUAGUCCUAGCUACUCGGGAGACUGAGGCAGGAGAAUGGCGUGAACCCGGGAGGCGGAGCUUGCAGGGAGCCGAGAUCGCGCCACUGCACUCCAGCCUGGGUGACAGAGCAAGACUCUGUCACCAAAAAAAAAAAAAAAAAAAAAAGAUAGGAAAAAGAAGAAAGCAAAAAAGGAUAGAAAAGACGACAAAGAGAAAGAUAAAGGAAAAAAGUGAUAUAAAGAGAAAAUGUAAAACAUAUAGAUUUUUUAAUUUGUAAACUAAAAUCUUAUAAACGAAACCAGCGUGCUACUAGGGGGUUCUUUUCCACUUUAACUGCUUGUUAAAAAGCUGUCCUGGGCCAGGCACGGUAGCUCACGCCUGUAAUCCCAGUACUUUGGGAGGCCGAGGUGGGUGGAUGACUUGAGGUCAGGAGUUCGAGACAGCCUGGCCAACAUGGUGAAACCCCAUCUCUACUAAAAAUACAAAAAUUAGCUUGGCAUGGUGGCACACGGCUGUAGUCCCAGCUACUCAGGAGGCUGAGGCAGAAGAAUUGCUUCAACCGAGCAGGGGCCAUUGAGAUUGCGCCAUUGCACUACGGCCUGGGAAACAAGAGUGAAACUCUGUCUCAAAAAAAAAAAAAACAAAAAAAACACAGGAGUUGAAUUUUCCCCAUCUUGAAAGACUCUUUCAGUCUGUUUCUGGUAAUUUACAAAAUUGCUAAAUGGAAUACACAAACUCUGCAUGUUCUCUGACUCAUAACACCGUGAGUUCGAACCCUUCUGAACUCAGAAUACCACAAGUUUUGGACCCAUAGCUCUAGCACUCUCAGGCUUGGGAUCCAGGCUUCAUAAAUUGCUUACCUUGAAAGACACAAUUAAAUGGAUUGGUUUUAAAAAAUAAAAACAGGCUGGGCGUGGUGGCUCAUGCCUGUAAUCCCAGCACUUUGGGAGGCUGAGGCGGGCAGAUGAUCACCUGAGGUCAGGAGUUCAAGACCAGCCUGGCCAACAUGGCAAAAACGCAUCUCAAUUAAAAAUACAAAAAAAGCCAGGUGCAGUGACUCAAGCCUGUAAUUCCAGCACUUUAAGAGGCCGAGGAGGGCAGAUCAUGAGGUCAGGAGUUUGACACCAGCCUGACCAACAUGGUGAAACCCCGUCUCUACUAAAAAUACAAAAAUUAGCCGGGCACGGUAGCGGGUACCUAUAACCCCAGCUACUCAGGAAGCUGAGGCAGGAGAAUCGCUUGAACCCAGGAGGUGGUGGUUGCAGUGAACUGAGAUGGCGCCACUGCACUCCAGCCUGGGCAACAGAGCGAGACUCCAUCUCAAAAACAAAAAACAAAAAACAAAAAACAAAAAAAAUUAGCUGAGUGUGGUGGUGCAUGCCUGUAGUCCCAGGUACUCGAAAGGCUGGGGUAGGAGAAUCCCUUGAACCCAGGAGGCGGGGGUUGCGGUGAGCCAAGAUCGUGCCACUACACUCCAGCCUGGGCAACAGAGUGAGACUCUGUCUCAAAAUAAAUAAACAAUAAAUAAAUAUAUACAUACAUACAUACAAAGAAGAAAAGUCCCACCACUGCCAUGACAGUUUACAAAUGCCAGGGCAACCCCUAGAAGUUACCUUAUAUGGUUUAAAACGGGAGGAUCUCUUGGUUCUGGGAACUCCCUGCCCCUUUUCUAGAAAACUGAUGAAUAACCUGCCCUUAUUUAGUAUAUAAUCAAGGAAUAGCUAUCUAUUCACAAGGGCUGCUGCUAUUGCUGUGUCUAUGGGGCAGCCAUUUCCUGUACUCUGCUGCUCUAAUAAACUUGCUUUCCUUUUUCUCUAUUGGCUUGCAAAUGAAUCUUGCACAAAGCCAAGAACCCCCCUGGGCUGAGCCCCAAUUUUGGGGUUCACCUGCAUAACUCAUACCCAAAUCUGAACUCAUAUUCAAACUCUCAAAUACCUUCCCUAUGAAGGCAUGCAUCACCAUCCCCUACCCCAGAUAUCUUACAUGUCAGUCUCUGAGCAGUGUUAAUCAUUUCUUUGUAAUGUGUCUAUGGUGUACCCAUUCUUCUCUACCCUUACUGCCAGCAUCCUAUUCUAAAUCUUAAGGUCUUAAGGGGAAAGCUUCAAGGCUCUCCAUAAUCUGGAUCUACUCUUUCUACCUGAAGCCUUAGUACUUUCCCACACAAACACAGCAUUUCUACAUGUUUGCAGAAUAUGCUAUUCUACUUCCACUUCUUCCCUCACAAUCUAUCAAAUCCUGUGAAUCCUUCAAGCUCCAAUUCCAAAAAGUAUAUGUUUAUGGUUGUUUUCCCAAUUAAGAUUCUAAACUUCCUGAGGUUAGAACUAUGUCUUCUGCUUCUUUUAAAUGUCACACAGAUAGAGAUUAUGUUUUAAACCAAAACUCAGAACAAAGGAUUUCUUUGUCAUUUUCAGACAAAAA